Messenger RNA from Trichoplax adhaerens, 3921 nucleotides. RefSeq lists its product as uncharacterized. The coding region runs from base 1 to 3921 and encodes 1306 amino acids. Gene Ontology annotation, biological process: signal transduction. Gene Ontology annotation, molecular function: protein binding. The record is from RefSeq and is a predicted model, not a curated record. The transcript is spliced from 3 exons. NCBI's taxonomy places the organism in Eukaryota, Metazoa, Placozoa, Uniplacotomia, Trichoplacea, Trichoplacidae.
AUGAGACACCAAACCAGACCCAAUCCUAACGAUUAUUUGAAACCAUUGGUAGACAUUGGAUUUAAUCACUUCAAUAAAGGUGAAUUUGAUCAAGCUCGAAUUUGUUUUGAAAAAGCACUACAAAAAAUUCAAGAAAUUGGACAUACCAGUAUAUCGCAUGAUCGAUUGAAAUUUGAUCUUUACUUACAAAUUUCACAAACUUAUUAUAAGCAAUUAAAGUACAACGAUGCCAUCGAAUUCUGCCAAAAAGCAGAAAAUAUGGCAAGAACUUUUAAACACCGCCUACAUAUCGCUCAAGCUCUAGAAAGUCGAGGCAAGAUUAAAGUAAAACAACAACUAUUUCAUGCAGCUCUUGAUGAUUAUAAUGAAGCUCUACAGUUAAAAAUAGCCGUGCACGGCAGUAAACAUAUUGAUGUUGCCGACAGUUACCAUGCUAUCGCAGAGAUCCAUGUCCUACAGCAUCAGUAUAAUCAUGCGCUAACACUACAAGAAAAUGGUCUCAAAAUAAGGCUCAACAAAAUGGGAAGAGAUCAUUUUCUAGUAGCUCAAUCCUAUUACAGUAUUGGGUAUACUUACUAUCAUUUACAACAAUAUGAUAAAGCACUGAAAAAUUAUAAAAAUUGCCUGAAUAUUCGGUUAAAAAAAUCAGAUAAUGAUUACUUAGGCCUUGCCGAAACUUAUAAUGGCUUAGGUGAAACUUAUUUUAAAUUGCAUGAUGAUGAAAGUGCUAUCUCUAUGUAUCAAAAAAGUCUAAAUCUCAAGGUAUCUGUCUUUGGAGAUUACCAAAUUGAAAAUAGUAAUUUAUACUAUCGUCUUAGUGUAGUAUACCUACGCCAAAAGCAGUUUGAAGAAGCUUUUUUCGCUAUCCAAAAAUGUUUAAAAAUUAAAUUAGAAUACGACGGAAAUAAUCAUAUUGAUGUUGCAAAAUGCUACAACACCAUAGCUUGUAUUUAUACUGGCCAAGGACUAUAUCAUGAUUCGGCCAUGAUGUUUCGAAAAAGUUUACAAAUUAAACUAAAUAUAGCAGGAUAUGACCAAUUUGAUAUUGCCGAUAGCUAUCAUAAUUGUGGUAAUGCCUACUUGAAAAUUGAAGAAUAUCAGCAAGCAUUAUUAAUGUACCAAAAAAGUCUCUUUAUUCUCUUACAAAUCGCUAAAAAUGACUCCCAUCGCAAACAUAUCGCGGAUUUAUAUCGCGUUAUUGCCAAAGUUUAUUCGUACCAAUGCAAAGAUGCAGAAGCUAUCGUUAUGCUCGAAAAAUAUUGUAAUAUUAUUUUAAGUCAACAUGGAGAAUGCCAAAAAGUGGCUGCUAUCUACAAGGAAAUAGCAAGUAAAUACGAAAAACUGCACCAGCAAAAUGAAGCUUCCCGUAUGCAUCAAGAAGCUUUGCGUAUUAUAAAGAAUUUUUCGGAUGAAAAUGAUAGCCCAAAAUCGAUAGCAUUAGCACAACAUGCCAUCGGGGAUCCGAACUAUUACAAAGCUUUCAUGAAAGUCCUGAAAGAUGAAAAAUGUCGCAGUGAUUGUACACCAAUCGUAUUUGUUGGCCCUGAAAAUUCUGGUAAAACAUCAAUUAUGAAAUUAUUCUCACGACAAGAACUGAUUCCAAAUCUAAUGCCAACACAAAUUAUCGAUAAUCCUGGUAUCAUGAUCGAUUUAAAUAGUUACAAAAUUUUUGACAGUGAUACUUGUGACAUUGGUAGGAUACUGGAUAGAAAAGUUGUUGCAGCUAUAGAAUCAACUAAAUGGGGUAUGAUUUAUCAAGAAGAUAUGAAAGAUUCUAAUCAUUCAAAAUCAUCCAUAGCUAAAACUGCUGAUGAUUCUCGAUUAAAUAAUGAAAAAAUUCAGGCCUCUUUAAUCACACCCAAUCAAUUGCAUGAAGAAAGCAUUGGUAACUUAAAACCUUACGGUGAUCAUGACUACUUAUCCAAUGCUUAUACUAAACCGGUAAAUUUGAAACAUUAUUUGGAUAUCUUUAAUAAUUAUUACGAACACAGCUUAGUUAUAGAAAGUGAUGUCAAAACUCACGGCUACAAUUGUGGUAAAUUAUGGGAUUUUGGCGGAAACCCCAUGCACUGGAUUGCUCAUCAACCUUUCAUGUCAGGGAAUAGUAUUUAUAUUCUCACUUAUAACAUUGCUCAAGAUAUUAAUCAAAUAGUGCAAACAACAGACAUUGAUCCUAAUAAAAUGACUUAUUUACAAACUAUUGAAGAAUGUAUAACCAAUAUUGUUGGCAGGCAUAGCAAUCAGAAUAGAAUUGAGCCUUGCGAUGAUGAUAAUAGUGAUUAUGAUAAUGAUGGUAUAAGUAAUGAAUAUUCCUUACCUGUAAUUAUUUUGGUUGCAUCUCAUGGCGACUGCGUUCAAAAUAUCGAAGAACAACGCAGGUUAUUUGAAGGAUUCGAGCAAGCUCUACUUGCCUCUUUACCACAAUAUGAGAAGCAUAUUUGCUCUUCAAGUAUUAUAUUUAAUUGUGAUCCGCAUGAUACUAGCCCAGCUACAAUCAGUCAACGCAAACAAAGCUGCCAUCAUUUGCAACAAAUUAUACAACGUUUCUAUAAUUCCUUACCUUUACUUAAAAAUUUUAUUCCUAUUCGUUGGCAAAUUAUGUCCAAUUUAAUAUUAAAAUCGUCGAAUAGAUCAUAUCAUCAAGUCAAUUCUAUAUUAGUCGAUAAAAUUAAUAAAAUCAUGUUUGUUAACGAAAUAAAACAAUUAUCAAUAGAUUGUGGUUUGUAUCAAGGCGAUCAAGAUUUACAUGAUAUGUUGAAAUCUUUGCACAAUCUCGGAGAUAUAUUAUAUUUUCAAGACAAUCAAGGUGAAGGAAUCAUUAUAACUCAAAUUGAAUGGCUAUCCGAUAUAUUCCGAAGAUUAUUCACUAUGGGUAAAAAUGCAAGAAAAGUAAUUGGAAGAAGAUUCCUAAUUAAUUAUGCAGCUCGAUUUAAAGGUAAAAUACCGCAAUCAUAUCUAGAUAACAUAUUAAAGAAGAUCUCUAUUACAGAUAAACAUAAACAAAUUAUAUAUCAUUUAAUGGAAAAAUUCGAUAUGAUUUAUCCUAUGGAAAAAGAUGAAAAUGAUAAUUCGGAUGAUUUGUAUUACUUUGCACCGUUUACAGUAGAACCCCGUAUAAGUUUAGGCCAUAUUAACUUAGCAAGAUAUCAUGUAUCAGAUUGGCUAUAUAUUGGUUAUGAUCAAAAUGAGUUAUCAUUUAUUCCUACUAGCGUAUUCAUUAGCCUUCUCGUGGCUUGUUUCAAGCAGUGGAAGAAUUCAAAAGUUGAAUUAUACUAUAAUUGCGUUAAAUAUUACGUUAAAGCCAAUCAAUAUUCGUAUUAUUUGAUUGUUAAAAAAGCGAAGCGCCAUAUAGGCUUACGAUAUUACUGCGAAAAGGAGAGCAAUGCCACGAAAGAUAAUAUUACGAAAGUGAUUGAUGAAACUCGCCCUCAAGAUUUUGUUUAUAGUCAAUUAAUUGCAAUUUUGAAGGAAAAGUUACCCACUAUUAAUUGCAAUAACUGCCAAUUUAGCAUACAGUGCCAUUGCAAUGAAAUGGUUACUCUAAAUGGAUUAGAUCAACGUGAUUAUGAAGCAAUUGAGUGUCAUUAUUGUCAUCAAAUUGUUAGGACUCACUAUUUGAAAGACUGGACGAUUUAUACAAGAAACUCAGAAGUGCCUCAAUGUUAUUUUUUCAAGAUUUCUAAGCACAUUGGGAUAGAUUGGACUAAAUUAGCAGCAAAGCUGGAUGCUAACAUUGAUGUAGAUACAAUCAAAGUUGAAAAUCAAACAGUUUUUGAUCGUGCAUUAAAGUUAUUAAAUGAGUGGUUUAAUAGAAAUUGUAGCAGUAAUGCAACUCAAAAUUUGAUUACUGCUUUGAGAGAUAUUGAUCGAUAUGAUAUUCUACUAAAGUUAGGAAUCUCUGGCAAUAAACUUGACAUGUAG